AGACGUGCGUGUCACACGCAGGCGCCGCUUGCAUGUGCAGCCAAUCGCUUCCUCAUGACGCCACCGAGGCUGGACUCCUCCGCGGGGUUCCGGUCGCGUUUUUGCACACAUCCACGGAGGAUGCACAGUUGGAAGGGAGACAAGGCAGCGGGAGGACCUCCAACGCUGGCGGGGAUGCUUCUGCUCGCACCUGUCGGCCGCUCGACGCCUCGCUGAAUUCAGCGAAACUCAGCAUUCCGUGCGGAUUGGCUCUCACUUACUCGGAAUAUCACCCUCCUUUUUUUUAUUUUUCACGGGAUUAUUUUGUUUCGUGGACUGUAUCUAUGUUUGUAUGAUGGCACAUUAAGACUUUACUCGUGCCGUAGAUUAAGAUCACAGAUGUGGCCGCGCGGGCGUCAUGAUGUCUCGGAUCAUUCGCCCAUACUACUUGGACUGCUCUAUAUCAAAAAACACGAUGGACUUUUCUUUUUAACCCGAGCAAGGAACGCCAGUGGCAGGUGCGCGUGAAGCUCGACUUGCGUAGAGUGGAGCCAAGCAACAAAAGAUGAUCAUGUUUCGUAAAUUCCGAGUCUUGCUGCUCACCGUGUUUCUCGUGGCGUGCACGGUGCACAUUAUGAUCGACUUGCUGCCCAAACUGGAGAAGACGUCGGGAGCGGACGGCGGCGGCGACGGCGGCUGCCAGUGCACCCACCACGGAGGCGCCGAGUCGCCCAGCUGGGCCAAGCAGGAGCAGCAGCAGCGUGUCGGGUCGGCGGCCGGCGCCUGGCCCGACAAGCACGCGCUGCGAAUCCUGCAGGAUUUCAGCAGCGAGCCCAACUCCAACCACAGCACCUUGCAGUCCCGGGAGAAGAGCGCAGGGGCCGAACGGCGAAAGGCGGACGAGCACAAGCCGCUCAUCGGCGCGGCGGGCGAGGCGAGCGGGGGUCGGACAGCGACACGACCCAGAGCCGGUCCUGGUCGUGGUGCCAGUGCAUCGCGACUCGCGGCGCUCUUUGAGCAUCCUUUGUACAAGAUUGCACCUCCGCCCCUCACGGAGCAGGACACUUUGUUUAACGUCAACACGGAUAUCAGAUUUUAUCCCAAAGCCACUGAGGAACAAGGAUGGCACGGCGAGGACGGCAACACGCGCGACGAGGUGAGCGCCCGCGAGGUGGAGGUGACGUCCGAGUUGUACCCCAACUGGCUGCGCUUCCACGUGGGCAUCAACCGCUAUGAGCUGUACGCCCGACACAACCCAGUUCUGGAGGCUCUGCUGCAGGACCUGCUGACCCAGAAGAUCACCAGUGUGGCUAUGAAAUCCGGAGGCACCCAGCUCAAACUGAUCAUGACCUUCCACAACUACGGCCAAGCUCUCUUCAAGCCCAUGAAGCAGACACGUGAGCAGCAAACCCCUCCGGACUUCUUUUACUUCUCCGACUUUGAGAGGCACAACGCCGAGGUGGCCGCCUUCCACUUGGACAGGAUCCUGGACUUCCGGAGAGUCCCCCCAGUGGCCGGGCGGCUGGUCAACAUGACACGAGAGAUCCGAGACGUCACCCGGGACAAAAAGCUUUGGAAGACUUUCUUCAUCUCGCCAGCCAACAACGUGUGCUUCUACGGCGAGUGCUCGUACUACUGCUCGACGGAGCAUGCGCUGUGUGGCAAACCGGAUGAGAUGGAAGGCUCCCUGGCCGCCUUCCUGCCCGACCUCAGCCUGGCCAAGCGUAAGACCUGGCGGAACCCCUGGCGACGCUCGUACCACAAACGCAAGAAGGCCGAGUGGGAGGUGGAUCCCGAUUACUGUGACGAGGUGAAGCAGACGCCUCCAUACGACCGCGGCACUCGACUCCUGGAUGUCAUGGACAUGACCAUCUUUGACUUCCUGAUGGGUAACAUGGAUCGCCAUCAUUACGAAACCUUUGAGAAGUUUGGAAACGACACUUUCAUUAUUCACCUGGACAAUGGAAGAGGGUUUGGGAAGCACUACCAUGAUGAGAUGUCCAUCCUGGUCCCUCUCAGUCAAUGCUGCAGGGUGAAGAAGUCCACCUUCCUCCGUCUCCAGCUGCUGGCCAAGGAAGAGUACCGGCUGAGCGCAGUGAUGGAGGAGUCCCUCCUCCGAGACCGCCUGUCCCCGCUCCUCAUCCGGCCUCACCUGGAGGCCCUCGACCGUCGGCUGGGCCUGGUGCUGCGGGCGCUGGCCACUUGCGUGGAAAAGGAAGGCUACGGCAAUGUGGUGGAGGAAGACGUGGACGUCCGGUCGGGCGCGCACGCCGCUCACAGGUAGUGAGGGCCACCGGCGCCAGAUGCGGGACCAAUUACACUUUCCGUAGCAGGCUGAAUUCAGUGAAUUCCUCGAUGCCUCUGUUGUUUGUGCAAGAGACGGAGCUUACGGAUACGCCAACAGCCUUGACAAACAUUUGGUUUGAUCACGCCCGAGAUCCCUCGGCCCGUGUCUGUUAUGUUUUACGAUCGAGAUUUUGGAGACGAUCACCAAUCGGUGAAUUUGGAGAACAAAACACAAUAACCGAUUGCCAUUCCGAUCACAAGAAGGAUCAAUCUAUUUAAACUGCUUGUUUAUUUACCGUGUUGUCCAUCACCACUAUUCGCAGGGGGUCGGCCCCACCCACAAGUAGCCAAAUAUGUGUAUAAUUAACACGUAAGGGGAAAAAAGAUAUUUGAGAAAGAUUCAAGUGUAUAUGCUGACAACGAUGGUGGCCCAGAAAGUCUCGAGUGAACAAGAUUGUAUUUGCUGUCUUAUUUUGCAGGAUUACAAUGAAAUGUAACAUUGAUUCACCUUCAACCACUUGUGCAGUAAGAAUUCCAAUUAUUUGUUUGAUUUGCACUUCAAAUCCGAUUUUCACAUGCAAAACUGAGACUUCCUCAUGAAAUUAUUUGAUACCAAAAAAAGUUGCAGUUUGUGUGCCAGUUACGUGAAGAGUGCAAAGGAGUAUUUCUUGGUGAGGUCAUCGCUUAGCCGUGUUAGCGUCAUAAUGCUAAGAGGGGGAUGAUAACGGGGGGGGGCUGCGCUUUUGAGGGUUUAAUCCACAACACCCCCAUUGUAUAUACAAAAACGUACUUUGUUGCGCUAACAAGCAUCGCUGCGCAGUCAUUGGCUUGUUUUCUGCAAUUGCAUUGUUACUGUGACGAUCUGUUUACUCAAGUGUGCAAUCCAAAUAAAAAAGAGAAACCA
Molecule: messenger RNA, 3169 nt
Organism: Syngnathus acus (greater pipefish)
Lineage: Eukaryota; Metazoa; Chordata; Actinopteri; Syngnathiformes; Syngnathidae
Gene: fam20ca
Product: FAM20C golgi associated secretory pathway kinase a
Exons: 10
Coding region: 545-2263 (572 amino acids)
Biological process (GO): protein phosphorylation
Cellular component (GO): Golgi apparatus
Molecular function (GO): protein serine/threonine kinase activity
Source: RefSeq, a predicted model, not a curated record